AAGAGAUGGACUUUAAGAAGGCCAAGAGGUGGAGGUGCAGAAGGUGGAGAAGCAGAUGGUUGAGGAGCAGAUGAUGGAGGAUCAAAAAAGAACAGACUGAAGUCCUUUGGACUUUUGGAGACUUUAGAGAAUGUGAGAAAAUGUAUAACUGUGUGUAGAUAAUCAGACAGUCACACUGCUGCUGAGAAAUCUGGACUGUAUUGUGGAUGACGGACGUGUACGAAGCGUUCCUGAGAUUUGGGACUGUCCUCACUGCACAGGUCAUGAUGGAGAACAGACGCUCAAAAGGCAUCGGGUAUGUGACGUUUUCAUCUCCUGAUGAGGCUCGAGUAGACAUCAUGGAGAUGAACGACAGGGUGCUGGGCAGCAGGACUGUGUACUUAAGUCCCUCUCAGACCACCAAGGGACGAAGUCACGGCAUGAAGGUAGAAACCAUCUCACCUUCAAAACCCUGCCCAGACCCAACGCCAACAAGAACAUCCAUCCACAGAGUGGUACUGCACAAUGGACAGUGCAAAGGCUUUGGAUUUGUCUGAUAUUCCUCUCUGGAUGAAGACACUAAUGCCAUCAGAGAGUUGAAUGGAAAGCUGGUGAGCAGGAGGUCACUGUGUAUCACUAUGGCUGAGCAGUG
Molecule: messenger RNA, 631 nt
Organism: Silurus meridionalis
Lineage: Eukaryota; Metazoa; Chordata; Actinopteri; Siluriformes; Siluridae
Product: polyadenylate-binding protein 3-like
Exons: 5
Coding region: 207-536 (109 amino acids)
Molecular function (GO): RNA binding
Source: RefSeq, a predicted model, not a curated record